GGGAGGUAUCGUGAGAUCUGGCAGGCUUUUGCGGCAGUCUGUGACGCCGCUGAUCCCGUCCGUGGGUUUGUUUGUGUGGAUUUCCUCCAUGAUGUCCAGCUGUCCUCCUCAGGUCUAACAGGAAACCAAGCGGAAGCAGCGAAACAUGGAAGCUGCGGAAGGUGUCAGCGCUCCCACUCCCACGGAGGAGAUGAACGGCGCCGGGACGCUCAUGGACUUCCUGGACGAACCCUUCCCGGACGUGGGGACCUACGAGGACUUCCACACCAUCGACUGGCUGAGGGAGAAGUCCAGGGACACGGACCGGCACAGGAAGAUCACCAGUAAGAGCAGAGAGUCCCUGUGGGAGCUGAUCAAGAGCCUCCUGGACGCCUGGUCUGGAUGGGUGGUGAUGCUGCUCAUCGGCCUCCUGUCUGGUACGCUGGCCGGUGUGAUCGACCUGGCGGUGGACUGGAUGACGGACCUGAAGGAGGGCGUCUGCCUCUCGGCCUUCUGGUACAGCCACGAGCAGUGCUGCUGGACGUCCAACCAGACCACCUUCGACGACCGGGACAAGUGUCCACAGUGGCAGAAGUGGGCGGAGCUAAUGACGGGCCACACCGAGGGAGCCGGGGCGUACCUGCUGAACUACUUCCUGUACAUCCUGUGGGCGCUGCUGUUCUCCUUCCUGGCGGUGAGCCUGGUCCGGGUGUUCGCCCCGUACGCCUGCGGGUCAGGAAUCCCAGAGAUUAAGACCAUCCUGAGUGGGUUUAUAAUCCGGGGAUACCUGGGGAAGUGGACCUUGCUGAUAAAGACCGUCACUCUGGUUCUGGCCGUGUCGUCGGGUCUCAGCCUGGGGAAGGAGGGUCCUCUGGUCCACGUGGCCUGUUGCUGUGGAAACCUCUUCUGCAGCCUCUUCUCCAAGUACAGCAAGAACGAGGGCAAGAGGCGGGAGGUGUUGUCAGCGGCGGCGGCGGCCGGCGUCUCGGUGGCCUUUGGAGCCCCGAUUGGAGGCGUUCUGUUCAGCCUGGAAGAGGUGAGUUAUUACUUCCCUCUGAAGACCCUGUGGCGUUCCUUCUUUGCCGCUCUGGUCGCCGCCUUCACGCUGCGCUCCAUCAACCCGUUUGGAAACAGCCGCCUGGUGCUGUUCUAUGUGGAGUACCACACCCCCUGGUACAUGGCCGAGCUGGUCCCCUUCAUCCUGCUGGGGGUGUUCGGCGGCCUCUGGGGGACGCUGUUCAUCCGCGCCAACAUCGCCUGGUGCCGCUGCAGGAAGACCACCCAGCUGGGGAAGUACCCCGUCCUGGAGGUGAUCGCCGUGACGGGAAUCACCACCCUGCUGGCGUACCCGAACCCGUACACCCGGCGCAGCACCAGCGAGCUCAUCUCGGAGCUCUUCAACGACUGCGGCGCUCUGGAGUCCUCCCAGCUCUGCGACUACAUCAGCAAUCCCAACAUGAGUCGGCCGGUGGACGACAUUCCAGACCGCCCGGCCGGGCCUGGGGUCUACAACGCCAUGUGGCAGCUCACCCUCGCCCUCAUCUUCAAGAUCGUCAUCACCAUCUUCACCUUUGGCAUGAAGAUCCCAUCCGGACUCUUCAUUCCCAGCAUGGCUGUGGGAGCCAUCGCUGGGCGCAUCGUUGGUAUCGCCGUGGAGCAGAUGGCGUACCACCACCAUGACUGGAUUAUCUUCAAGAACUGGUGUCGGCCUGGCGCAGACUGCGUCACGCCGGGGCUGUACGCCAUGGUGGGCGCCGCUGCCUGUCUGGGUGGGGUCACCAGGAUGACCGUCUCCCUGGUGGUCAUCAUGUUCGAGCUCACGGGCGGGUUGGAGUACAUCGUCCCUCUCAUGGCCGCCGCCGUCACCAGUAAGUGGGUGGCUGACGCCUUUGGGAAGGAGGGCAUCUACGAGUCUCACAUCCAGCUUAACGGCUACCCCUACCUGGACGUAAGGGACGAGUUCACGCACCGCACCCUGGCCACCGACGUGAUGCGGCCCCGCCGGAACGACCCUCCCCUGGCCGUCCUCACGCAGGACAGCACCACCGUGGAGGAUGUGGAGACGCUCAUCAAAGACACGGACUACAACGGCUUCCCGGUGGUCGUGUCCCGGGAGUCGGAGAGGCUGAUCGGCUUCGUUCAACGCAGAGACCUCACCCUCGCCAUCAAAAACGCGCGGCAGAAGCAGGACGGCGUGGUGAGCAGCUCCGUGGUGUACUUCACCGAGGACGCACCGCAGCUGCCGGCCAGCAACCCUCAGCCGCUGAAGCUGCGGCGCAUCCUCAACCUGAGCCCCUUCACCGUCACCGACCACACCCCCAUGGAGACGGUGGUGGACAUCUUCCGUAAACUGGGCCUCCGGCAGUGCCUGGUCACCCGGAGCGGGCGUCUCCUGGGCAUCAUCACCAAGAAGGACGUCCUGCGCCACAUGGCCCAGAUGAUGAACCAGGAUCCAGAGUCCAUCAUGUUUAACUGAGCACAGACUGAUGGAGCUGCCCCCCCCCUCACCGAGCAUCAUCAUCCUCCUGCUUCCUCAUUAAAGCAGAAGGAGAGGGACCAGUGAUGGCUGGAGGUCAAUAACUGGGACCAGUUUAGUUCAUUUUAUCAGCAUUAUUUCAUGGCUUUAUUUAACAUGUAUGGAUGUGAUCCUGCCUUCCUGUAGUUUGAUUGUUGCCAUAUUUCUGAUGCCAUCGUUGGACGACCUGCUGAUCCUGACGCUCGCCUGUAGCAGCUUGGUUCUUAGGUGAUUUAGCUCCACCCGCCUCCAGACGCCACUCCUCCACCUCAGUGUUCAUCUUUGGUUCCUCUCUGUGGUGUUUUUCUCUGUGGUGAAGCUGCUGAUGCUGCAUAUGAACUGGAACACAGUCUGUGGAAGAGUGGAGGGAUUUUAACCCUGUGAACCUAAAACGAAGCUAAUCUUCAGAUCAUCCAAACCGUUGCUCUGACAGAACUCACUCCUUUGCACUUUUGUUUCCAGAUUUGUAAAAAUGUAAAAGAAUAAACGUCUGAAUGAAGAGU
Messenger RNA from Cyprinodon tularosa, 2997 nucleotides. RefSeq names its product chloride channel, voltage-sensitive 4 (gene clcn4). The record is from RefSeq and is a predicted model, not a curated record. Lineage: Eukaryota; Metazoa; Chordata; Actinopteri; Cyprinodontiformes; Cyprinodontidae. Bases 146 to 2455 code for a protein of 769 amino acids. Gene Ontology annotation, biological process: chloride transport; transmembrane transport. Gene Ontology annotation, cellular component: Golgi apparatus; membrane; synaptic vesicle. Gene Ontology annotation, molecular function: voltage-gated chloride channel activity. The transcript has 12 exons.